CAAUUGCAGGUCCAGUUGGCGGUUAGUUUUGGCGGGUUCUUGGUCUCGUGAGGACGUUGAUUCAUUUCAGUUAUCUGAUCUAAUUCUAUCCUGAUAUUCGACAGUCUUCAGCUCGUCGAGAGAACGUUGGUUCUUUUACAGUUAUCUGAUCAACUUCAGGUCCAGUUAUUCGACAGUCUUUAGCUCGUUGGAAAAAAAAACUCGGGUUUAUUUCAGUUAUCUGAUCGAAUUCUGUCCUGAUAUUCGACAGUCUUUAGAUCGUCGAGAAGACGUUGGUUCAUUUUAGUUAUCUGAUAGAAUUCUGACCUAAUAUUCGACGACCUUUUGCUCAAAGGAACAGAAUUUGAACCAGAUAUUCGACGAGUCUUUUCCGCGUGGCUGAGGGUCAGCCACUAGUCUCAGACGCCUCAGACAAACACCAAGUUUUUUUUUAAUUAUCCAGAUAGGCACUAGGCUCUUUUGCUACGCUUCGGAAAGAUGUGGAGAUAGUGUCUGAGAGGGACCUAUUACAUACUAAGGGACGGACGUCCUCGUGUUGGGAAUCAGAAUAGCAUAAAUUAUAUUAAUAAUAUAAUAAUCGUCUUAGCUGAAGAGCAAAUUCGGCCCAACUAUGGAUUCCACCAAGAAGAAGGAUGUCAUGCCCCUGAUACCCAAACUCUGCUACGGAGUUGGGCAUUUCAUGAACGACCUGUGCGCCUCCAUGUGGUUUUCGUAUAUUCUUCUGUUCUAUGUGUCUGUUCUACGGUUUGGCGACAUGUCCGCCGGCUAUAUCAUGCUCGUAGGUCAGAUAGCAGAUGGCUUGAGCACCCCUAUAGUAGGAAUCAUGGCGGACAAACAAAAUAAGAUUCCCAUAUGCGCACGGUAUGGGAGAAGGAAAACCAUCCAUUUGAUAGGAACCAUCUUAGUUAUGAUUAGCUUUCCAUUCAUCUUCAACGAGUGCCUGGGAUGCUCGGAGUCUUCCGAAGGAGUCAGAUUUGCAUUCCAUGCUGUCUUCGUCGUCAUUUUCCAGUUUGCUUGGGCUUGUGUCCAGGUAUCCCACCUGGCUCUCAUUCCAGCGCUUGCUACUAGAAAGACCCAAAGGACAGAACUCAACUCUAUUCGGUAUGCAUUUAUGGUGCUGGCAAACAUGUUAGUUUUUGUGAUCACAUUCAUCUUUCUGGGAGUGGAUGCCUUUGAGGAUAAGGAAGACACUAACUCAACUACCAUAGCCCCGUCUACAACGACAGAGCUUCCAACGACGGCUCUCAGGGUCGUGGACGACUACCAGAAAAUGGGUAGCAUUGGCCCAGAACAACUUGACAGUUUCAGGAAUGUUGCUCUUACUUGUAUAGGCAUAGGAAGCAUAUUUUCACUCAUUUUCCAUGUUGGAACCAAGGAGCCACAAUUCUGUCAGUCGCAAGAUUCUGACGAAGAAGACAAGUCUUCUCAGUGCAGAAAAGUCACAAGGAUAAGAAAAAGAGACUGGUUCAAAAUGACGACUUUUUACCAAGUUGGAGCUAUGUACACAGCAACAAGGCUUUAUGUCAAUCUUUACAUGACAUACAUUCCCCUCCUUGUUGACAACACACUUCAAAUGGACGUCAUUUUUGUUGCCGUUGUCCCGAUGAUUAUGCAUUUUUCUAGUUUCUUGGGAUCCUUUGUCAUGAAGCCUAUAAACAGAAUAAUAGGUAGAAAGCGUACAUUCUCCCUUGGUUGCUGCGUUGGCUUGGCGGCUUGUAUCUGGAUAGGCGUAGGAGGGGAGAGCGGCUAUUUUAAAGUGUGGGGUGUUUAUCCCGUGGCUGUUCUCUUGGGCAUCGGAGGUUCGGUUCUCCUGAUCACCUCGCUCUCCAUCACAGCCGAUCUCAUCGGAGAGAACUCGGAGGGAGGCGCCUUUGUCUACGGGUUCAUGAGUCUCCUGGACAAGGUUUCCAACGGAAUUGUCAUCAUGGUUAUACAGAAGCUGGAUAAUGGAGAAUCAAUGUAUUAUCGUGAGGUUUUGGCUUUCGCUUGCGGGGUCCCUUGUAUUUUCGGCGUUUGCGUCACGCUAACUAUGUACAAUUCAAGAGUCGGGGCUCGCGAUAGAGGCCAAACUGUCGCAGAAAUCACCGAAGAAAAGGAUCCAGAAAUCACGGACGACGCAGAAAAGCACAGAUCUGGAUCCAUGGACAACCCAGCCUUUGAAAGUGACGGACACAUAUAGUAGAACUGCUGCCAGAAAAGUGAAAGUUAUAAGAUUCAUUUUUUAUUUUUGCUUUGCUCUUGAUCUCCCGAACGAGAGGAAUGCCGAUAUUCUCAGGAAGAUUUCAGCGAAAAGGAAAGUGGCAUACUACCUUGUAAUUAGCCGUCAGUCAAACCGGUUACAUAAGGGCCCGACAGCCUACGCAACACAGUCACUAUCUUUAACCAUAGCCAGAACCUACAUGGACUUGAAAUCAGUCCUCUGCAGACGUAACUCUCUAUAUAAUAUUGAAUUUAAAAGUGUUGAUUCAUUAAAUUCAGUCUGGCCUGACUAAGCCUAUCAAAUAACGUAAGGCUCUAUGAACGUUCCUUGGCGGUGAGUUGUUGUCAGUCUUCGUGAUGUUGGACUUCAGUGUGUCUUGGGUGGCUGGUAAUAAAGUCACAGAAAAAAAGUCACAUAAAGAAAGUCACUAUUUUGACUAUGAAAAAAAAGUCACAGGGAAAUAUUCACAAUACUUCUGGGGGUCACAUCUUUUUUUCACUAAACACACCGCAAAGGUGGAUACAUACCAGGUUAAAACCCUUGGGGGGUCACUAUCCAGAAAAGAUUAAUGUAACAUUUUUCCUUUGACUCUUUUUCUGUGAAUUUUUUUUUACCAGGAUUCAUGUCAUGCCCUUAGCCAAAAUUUACUAGUGGCAUUAGAAGAUAUACAGCCUAACCAGAGUCUUCGUCAUCUUUGACCUAUUAAAGUUUUAAUAUGUGAACACUGAUUGUAGCCGGGUUCACUGGUUGCCAGGAUCAGAGUCUGGGCUGAGAAUAGCCGGAUUUCCAGAAAGCAGAAAUCAAAGUAGCCAGGGUCUGAUUAGCCUAACAGCCGGAUUUCCAGGCAGCUGGGAUCAAAGCCGGGAUUGUGGGUAGCCAAGCUCAAAGUAACCAGGUUCUUAGGUAGCUGGGUGAAUACGUAGCCAGUUUGACUGUAUUCAGUUGUAAUUAGAUGUUUAUAUCUAUUUCCAUGUCCUCUUCAGUCUAGCAUUCUGUAAAAUACUCAGAUGGAGAGGGAAAGACAUUGGUCGGCUUAUUCUAUAAGUUUCUCUCUGUUUUAUUGGUUUAUUUUUCUUUAGGUUACAUAAACAGAGAUAGCCUCAAGAAAUAAAAAUAACAUUAUUGUUGAUUUUAUUGCUGUCUGUAAAUAUUAUUGAUAUUUUUUUCAUUUCCUUCCAUAGACUGAUUUCAAUUAUAAUUUCCUCUUUGAUACAAGUGUCUCUUCAACUUACAGAUGGUCGAUAAUCCAAAGUGAAAUACAAAAAUAACUUAGAUGUCAGUAAAGCAUUUUAAGAAUAGCCUGUUGUCUUUCUCGUCUAAUUUUUCAGCGGUAUUGUGAAUUCACACAUUUUCAUGUUGUCUUGUUUGCUGUGUAAUACUUGGAUUUGUCCUUGUCAGUUUUCGCACGAUUUUUAUUUAAUUUAAUUUAUUACGGGGCCCUCAGGAUGAUAUAAUCUUAGAGCCCUUCAAUCUCCGUUUUAUCAAUACUCUAGCAUUCUUUUGCUUUCUCGUGUGUUCUCGGAGUCCUAUGAUUCAUUUAUGAUUGUUGCACACGCUAGAUUAAGGCGACUGUGUGCCGUGUAGAAUGGCUAGUCGGUAGCAGUUAUGAUAUCUACUGUAGCCAUUUUUGGUUUAGGUUAAUUUCCUGUCUUAGUGCGCUUCCACUAAUGAUUAUUUAAACACUCACAUAUACAAUAUAUAUACAUACACACACACACACACACACACACACACACACACACACACAUAUAUAUAUAUAUAUAUAUAUAUAUAUAUAUAUAUAUAUAUAUAUAUAUAUAUAUAUUCAAUUCCGUGCUAUGCAAAAGAUAUAUUGCAAGUUUCUUUAGAAGCGGGAAAUUAAUGUUACACUCAGUCCUUUUCUUUUGUAUAUCAAUAUAUUCUAGUAUGUAAUCAUAUUUAUAUUCAGUGCCCAAAAACUCAUUAAAAGAUAAAACCAUA
Messenger RNA from Macrobrachium nipponense, 4159 nucleotides. RefSeq names its product major facilitator superfamily domain-containing protein 12-like. The transcript has 9 exons. Gene Ontology annotation, molecular function: symporter activity. The coding region runs from base 611 to 2179 and encodes 522 amino acids. The record is from RefSeq and is a predicted model, not a curated record. NCBI's taxonomy places the organism in Eukaryota, Metazoa, Arthropoda, Malacostraca, Decapoda, Palaemonidae. Gene Ontology annotation, biological process: carbohydrate transport. Gene Ontology annotation, cellular component: plasma membrane.